Phymastichus coffea is the source of this 2303-nucleotide messenger RNA. It is a transcript of the gene sgl, whose product is annotated as UDP-glucose 6-dehydrogenase. Gene Ontology annotation, molecular function: NAD+ binding; UDP-glucuronate decarboxylase activity; UDP-glucose 6-dehydrogenase activity. The record is from RefSeq and is a predicted model, not a curated record. Bases 489 to 1814 code for a protein of 441 amino acids. Lineage: Eukaryota; Metazoa; Arthropoda; Insecta; Hymenoptera; Eulophidae. Gene Ontology annotation, biological process: glycosaminoglycan biosynthetic process; D-xylose metabolic process. The transcript is spliced from 2 exons. Gene Ontology annotation, cellular component: cytoplasm; nucleus; cytosol.
GAGGGCUUUCUAUCUCCCUUGUACCAGGAUAUACAAGCAAAGCGACAAGGCAGUCGCUUGUGUAUCAUCACGGGGGACACGAGGUGAUAAUUUUGGACCUUGCAAAUUCGGCUCUUAGUGUUGGCUUCCACAGUGUGUAUAUAUGUGUGCGUGUGUGUAUGUGUAUGUAUGUGUGUGUGUUAUUUUGCACUUUGUCUCAAAAGCCACAUCGUAUCCUUGCAUCAUUAACAUCAUCGCCACUCGAGGGGAACUGGCCAGUUAACAGGUCCGAUUCAAAAUUGUGAUAUCAACUAUUAACACUCGCCGGACGACCUAUGAGAGAGAAAGACAGAGAGAAACGAACGUUUCAUAGACAUAGUUGCGGGUAAUUUUGUAAUUAGCUAUGCGAUCCGAGUGAAUUGCGAUGAUAGCGUAGUUCGGCGUUGCGAUAAUGUAUGUGAGUUGAUAGAUCAUAAUUUGUUGCUCACCAGUGAGUAAAUAAGCAAGACAUGUCGAUCCAGAGGAGAGUGAAAUUGUUAGUCGUCGUGUUUUUCGCAGCAGUCGUAGUGCUGGUGAUUUACAAGAGCAUCGCGAGCACGAGCGAGCGCGACGAGCGCGGUCGUAGCGGCGAUUGGCUGCCGAGCGAUCGGCUCGGCGCCAAGUCGAUAAGCGCAGAUAAGGACGGGCGAGCGAGCGAGUGGAGGAGGGGCGCGGGCGCAGACGCAGGCGCGAAGAUCCAGGAGCUCGAGGAAAAGGUCAAGUACUUGGAGUCGAAGCUGGAGAGCCGAGUCCACAGGAGCUACCCGUCGGUCAAGUUCCUGAACUACAAGGACCGCAAGAGGAUCCUGGUGACCGGCGGCGCGGGCUUCGUCGGCUCGCACCUGGUGGACCGCCUGAUGCUCGCCGGCCACGAGGUCAUCGCGGUCGACAAUUUCUUCACCGGCAGGAAGCGCAACGUCGAGCACUGGAUCGGCCACGAGAACUUCGAGCUGGUGCACCACGACGUGGUGCGGCCGCUUUACGUGGAGGCGGACGAGAUCUACCACCUGGCGAGUCCGGCCAGCCCGCCGCACUACAUGUUCAACCCCGUGAAAACCAUCAAGACCAACACCCUCGGCACGAUCAACGUGCUGGGCCUCGCCAAGCGCGUGCGCGCCAGAGUCCUCAUAGCCAGCACGUCGGAGGUGUACGGAGACCCCGACGAGCACCCGCAGUCCGAGAGCUACUGGGGCCACGUCAACCCGAUCGGGCCGCGCGCCUGCUACGACGAGGGCAAGCGCGUCGCCGAGACGCUCAGCUACGCGUACGCACGCCAAGAGAACGUGUCCGUCAGAGUCGCCAGGAUAUUCAACACUUACGGCCCAAGAAUGCACAUGAACGACGGCAGGGUCGUGUCCAAUUUCAUCCUGCAAGCCUUGCAGAACCACUCGAUUACCAUCUACGGCGACGGCAAGCAGACCAGGUGCUUUCAGUACGUGUCGGACCUGGUGGACGGUUUGGUUGCCUUGAUGGCCGCUAAUUACAGCCAGCCCGUCAACAUCGGCAACCCCGUGGAAAAUACCAUCGAAGAUUUCGCGAUGAUCAUCAAACAACUGGUCGGCGGAACCAGCCAGAUCGUCAAGCUGCCGGCUGUCGAGGACGACCCGCAGCGGAGAAAACCGGACAUCGCGAGGGCCAACAAAUAUUUGAAUUGGGCGCCCAAGGUCCCGCUGGUCGACGGCUUGACCAAGACCAUUCUCUACUUCACCAAGGAGUUGCAGCGUUCCAAAUACUCGUCGGUAAAUAAUCUUAGGAAGCCGUUUAAGAACGACCACGACAUCAUCGAGCAGCUGUAACGGGGCAAUACGAAUUCGGAAAGUGCCAAGCUAUUUCGCUGUAGGGGGAAAGAAGUCAACGGAACAGUACACGAAGAAAAACCUUGUAAGACCACGGUUACGGAAUUCACUUUUUUUAAAAAAGUUUGUAAGCGCGUUGCUGGAAUUCAGACGCAAGAAAUGCGUUGCGGAAUAACAUACAUUUAUACUUUAAACGUGUGCUACCAAAGAAAACAAUUAUAGGUUCGUGUCGAAGCAGCUAAACGUAAUAUAGGCAUAGGUAACGAAUAGAGAAGCUCUAUUAAUUAAAAAUGGUAUGGAGGGAUGAUUGUGACGAGUAAUAUAGAGUUUUGAAAAAAAAACAGAAAUUGCAACGUACACACGCCACGUACGUAACAAAGACCACAAUGUAAAUAUGUAGAAGUUUGCUACUUUUAAAUGUAGAGUGACAGAUGUAAAAAACAAGUUCAACAUUGUAAAAGAAACAAUGUAAAAACUGUAAAUAAAAAU